UCAGAGCCUCCUUCCCCUGACUGGCCCCUCCUCACUCCGGAGCAGCUAUUUCCAAACCCCACCACCACCCACUGGCGCCGCCAGGGAUCCUAGGGUGAAUUAUUCCAGGAAGUUUCAAUGAGAAAGCCGAAAAACUAAGUCACCCUUGGCCAGCCAACCCCAGUGACGGAAAGUACUGCGCCCACGCUGGUGAGUUGCGGGAUUUCUCUGGGAAGAGGAAGAAAGGGAAGUGGAGACAUUUGGGAAGCUGGCAGCCUGGCUCUUUCUUCCUCAUGGCUUCAUCCAGUGGCUCCAGCGAUGUCUGCUCCCGUGUCAUCGAUCACAGCCAGGUCCCCGACUUUGAGGUGGUCACUUGGAUCAAAAUCACCCUCUUCUUGGUGUACCUGGUCAUCUUCGUGGUGGGCAUCUUGGGCAACAGCGUCACCAUCCGGGUUACACAGGUAUUGCAGAAAAAGGGCUAUUUGCAGAAGGAGGUGACAGAUCACAUGGUCAGUCUGGCUUGUUCAGAUAUCUUGGUCUUUUUGAUUGGCAUGCCCAUGGAGUUCUACAGCAUCAUUUGGAACCCCCUGACCACACCCAGCUACCCGCUGUCCUGUAAGAUCCACACGUUCCUCUUUGAGACGUGCAGCUACGCCACGUUGCUGCACGUGCUGACCCUCAGCUUUGAGCGCUACAUUGCCAUUUGCCAUCCCUUCAGGUAUAAGGCCGUGUCUGGACCUUGCCAGGUGAAACUGCUGAUCGGCUUUGUAUGGGUCACCUCGGCCCUGGUGGCGCUGCCCUUGCUCUUUGCCAUGGGUGUCGAGUACCCCCUGGUGUCUGUGCCCACCCGCAGAGGAUUCAACUGCAACCUCUCUCGCACCCGCCACCACGAGCAACCCGAGACCUCCAAUAUGUCCAUCUGCACAAACCUCUCCAGCCGCUGGACUGUCUUCCAGUCCAGCAUCUUUGGGGCCUUUUCAGUUUACUUGGUGGUCCUGGCGUCUGUGGCUUUCAUGUGUUGGAAUAUGAUGAAAGUGCUAAUGAAGAGCAAGCGCGGUACCCUGGCCGGAAGCGGGCCACAGCUGCAGAUGAGGAAGUCAGAGAGUGAGGAAAGCCGGACAGCGAGAAGACAGACCAUCAUAUUCCUGAGUGAGUCCGGGUCGCAGGCGAUCCUGGGGCUUCUGGCCUGA
Molecule: messenger RNA, 1169 nt
Organism: Peromyscus californicus insignis
Lineage: Eukaryota; Metazoa; Chordata; Mammalia; Rodentia; Cricetidae
Product: G-protein coupled receptor 39
Exons: 1
Coding region: 273-1169 (298 amino acids)
Biological process (GO): G protein-coupled receptor signaling pathway
Cellular component (GO): membrane
Molecular function (GO): G protein-coupled receptor activity
Source: RefSeq, a predicted model, not a curated record